UAUGCAAAUAAGCUAUCAUACACAAUCCAUCACCUCUAGUCUUCCCUCUAUUCGUGUGUUCUCCUAUAUUGUAUAUGAUGAAUGUAAUGGAAAACGAGUAUAGUGGGGUAGCAACAACGGUGGAAAACGAAUGCUCUUCUCAUGACACGAUACGUCAUUGCGAAUUUGAUAAUAGACAGGUAUUAAUUAUGUAUACGCGUUUGCUUCGUGAAAGGCCGACAGAGUUCGGUAGUGCAGUAUGAAACGAACACGAACGAGAGUAGAACGAUACGUUGCAAAUUUUUUCAAUUAUUGACUACGCAAUUAUUUAAAAAUUGAUAAAACUCUUAAGAUACUGAUUUAUCGAGCCCACUUUCAAUAACGAAGGCUUAUUUACCUUGGGGGCUAGCCCGCUGGGCGCUUUUAGCCCCGAAACGUAAAGAGAUGUCGAUUCGGGCGGCAGUCUACCGUUUUGUGCAAAAUGGUCGGGCUCUAUUGCACUCCAUCAGAAAUACCGAGUGUUUCUACUCUAAUUACCAUCCAAGGAAUUAUCACGACAAAAUACACGUUGUGCAAGUAGGCAAGUCCCAGGGCUAUUUGCCCCAGGGUAAUAACAAUGUGUCCAGUACUGGGAAACACCUCGGUUAUUUGGGAACUCAUGCUCGACGGAUUUUUGUUGAUAAUAUCCUAAAAAGAGUUACCAAUAGCUUAGCAGCUGACUUACGCAGACGUGCAGCCAGCAGAUUAGCCUUUGGUGAUUCAGCUCCUUUCUUUGCAUUGGUUGGUGUAUCAUUGGCAUCUGGUACUGGAAUAUUAACAAAGGAUGAUGAAUUAGAAGGAGUAUGCUGGGAAAUUCGAGAGGCUAUAUCAAAACUGCAAUGGAAUACUCCACAAAACGAUAAAAACUAUGAAGCUAUCAAAGACGAAGAAAAGAUAAUCAGUUUAAAAGAUUUUGUAAUUGGUCCCGCUAUUGCAAAAGGAUGCUCUGCUGUUGUCUAUGCGACAAAGUUAAAAAAUUCUGAGCGCAAUGAAAAUAAAGAUGAAAUACAUGUCGAUGAUAGGACCAAGGACAUAACUGUUUUUCCAUUGGCAUUAAAAAUGAUGUUUAAUUACGAUACAGAAUCUAAUGCAUUAUCUAUUCUAAGAUCCAUGUAUCGGGAAACUGUACCUGCUAGAAAACAUUUAAAGAAUAAAGAAUUGGCUGAAUGGGAGCUGAAAAUGACAGAAAGAAAAUCUAAAUUACCAUCGCAUCCAAACAUUGUAGCAAUGUAUUGUGUUUUUACCGAUAGAGUACCUGCUUUACCUGGUUCAUGGGGAAUGUAUCCUGAUGCUUUACCUGCUCGUAUUAACCCUGAAGGAUCUGGAAGGAAUAUGAGCUUGUUUCUGUUAAUGAAAAGAUAUGACAUUACGUUAAAACAAUACUUAGCUGAUCGUACCAUAAGUACGAGGGAAUCGAUACUACUGUUAGCACAGCUGCUUGAGGGUGUGGCUCAUCUAAAUGCGCAUGGUAUUGCACAUCGAGAUCUGAAGAGCGACAAUAUUUUACUAGACUUGUCAGAAGAAACUGAUAAUUGUCCAUCUUUGGUAAUUACCGAUUUUGGAUGUUGUUUGGCUGACAAAAGUUAUGGAUUAUACCUACCAUACAACACUCACGAUGUUGAUAAAGGAGGCAAUGCUGCAUUAAUGGCACCGGAAGUAAUAACAGCGGAACCUGGUCCAUUUACUAGCAUUAAUUAUACCAAAGCCGAUCUUUGGACAGUAGGAACUAUAGCAUAUGAAAUAUUUGGUUUGAAAAAUCCAUUUCACGGCGCUGAUUCGAAGGAAGAGACAUCUCUAAAGAAUCAUAGUUACAAAGAGAAAGAUCUUCCACCUUUACCAAACCAUGUACCAACAGUAAUUUCUGCGUUAAUCAAAAAUUUAUUGUCUAGGAAUUUAUAUAAGAGACUUGACACAGAAACAGCAGCAACAGUGAUGCAGUUACAUUUAUGGGCACCAAGUAUUUGGUUUAGAGGCGAAGGAAAGUUACCGUCGAGUAACGAGGUGAUGCAAUGGCUACUGUGUUUAACUACAAAAGUACUUUGUGAAGAACGUAAUAUGAUGCUGCCUGAAGUAUUAUGCAACGAAAAUAUUGAACAGAUCGAUCACAACUGUUAUCAAAGAUCACUUUCAACAAGAUCUUGCGGAAGACGUACUAUGCCGGAAUAUCAAUUGAUAGCGAAUUUUCUUGGUAGAGUUACGCUUGGUAAUAUUAGAAAUGCCUUAAAAUGGAUCCAACAAAACGUAUAAGGCGUGUUCUUAGAAAGAAGAUUUUAACAACAAGAAGAAAGUAUUUAUCGUCCGCAUAUUGAGGAAGGGAUUGUUGUGUGUUAUUUUUCAACACAAAGUGUAGAUUUUUUAAAAAUAUUUUUGUAUACUUGAUUUUACCGUAUAUUAUCGCCAACGUUUCUCAUUUGUUUUUCUUAUUAAUUUAUUUUUGAUACUUCGAGAAGCAUAGAGGAGUCAUACUUUCAGCUGUAUAAUAUUGUUGAAAGUUUGAUUGUAAUUAAGCUAUUUAAAAGAAAAACUAAAUACAACAGAUGAAAAUAGACGCGUUUUAUGCAUGUCUUUUUCUGGAAUUCAUCUGUGUUGUAAUACAAUGAUACUGACAAGUAUUGAAAACCAUAUUCAUGUUGGCUAUUUAUCUAUGCAAUCCACAUGACUAUAAUUUGUUAUCUUGAUAUUUCUGGAAACCAGUCUUUCGUGUUUAGUAAAUAUAAUUUGCUCUAUGUUGCCGAGAAAUUUUUAAACAAGUUCACUGUUCGAUACAUUAUGUAUUGAUACAUGGUGAUGAUAAUUUUCAAAUAAAUUCGUUUAAUUAUUUAGUUUUUAAAUUUCAAAUUUUCGUUCAAGAUGCAACAGCGUAUGAACCGAACAUUCAGUGAAGAGUAUCUUUUAUAAGUGAAAAUUUUUAACGUAUUAAUUCAAUGCGAAACAAAUAUAGAUAAAUCAAUAGCGCGGUUAUAGGAUUUAACGCUAUAAACUGUGGAAAAAAAA
Molecule: messenger RNA, 3012 nt
Organism: Megachile rotundata (alfalfa leafcutting bee)
Lineage: Eukaryota; Metazoa; Arthropoda; Insecta; Hymenoptera; Megachilidae
Gene: Pink1
Product: PTEN-induced putative kinase 1
Biological process (GO): positive regulation of mitochondrial fission; autophagy of mitochondrion; regulation of apoptotic process
Cellular component (GO): mitochondrion
Molecular function (GO): ATP binding; protein serine/threonine kinase activity
Source: RefSeq, a predicted model, not a curated record